GGGAAGCACAGAGAAAUACUAUCUCUGAAAACAAAACAAAACAAAAAACUCGGGUUGUUUUUAAAUUUUCAAGUAUUUGUUUAGUUAGUUCUGACAGUCAACUUUCAAAGUUUUCUAAAUUCUAAUAUAAGCUAUGACAUUAUUUUAGAAUAUCUUGUUCUUGUUUUCAAUAUAAAUAAAAACAAGGGUGUUCAAUUCAUGUAGCUCUCAUAGGAGACUUAUCAUAGAGCACUACCACAAGCAUACCAAAUUCUGCUCCUGUUUAAAGAAUACUCCAUUUUGAAGAAUACUUAUGAUUACUAUAGAGUUUUAGAGAUGGUAAUUGUAAUUGUUUUAUUACUUUUUAAAUAUUUGUUUUUAUCUUACAUGCAUAUGCCAUUUUAAAGCCUUAGCAGAUUACUUAAUAAAAAUGAAAAUCAGUUCAUCUUUGGAUGCAGUAGAUGUUGACAGGCGUCCUUCUAACUGCCAUCUCUAUCAGUGAGCUACCAUGGUUUUUUGUUGGAAAAAUCACUUUGGAGAGAUACAAACUUUCAGGUUUUUCUUUUCUGCCUAUGGGAUAUAUUUAUUGUUUGUAAAAGUUCUAAGAGAUUCUGUAAGUUCAAUUUCUUUCUAAAAACUUUAAUGUUAUUUAUAGAGCUAGAGAUAGCCUUUUUGUAAGUAAAAUGAUAAAUUUAAUAUUUUAUAGAAAAUCCCACUAUUCCUUUUUUCUGUUUUACUUUCUUGUCUGUGCAUUUUCACUACACUUAUCAUCUGAAGCUAGUGAAGUAUUCUUAUUCCAAGGGCGAAGAGGCAAUUAAAAUAUCUCAUAAUUACAUGCUUAUUAUGUCCCCAAACAUCCAGAUUUUAAGAACUUAGGUAAAAAGCCAUAUCUUAUGCUUUCCUUAAUUUUAGAAAUUGAAAUGCUUCCGUUAGAACUACAUUUACAAAGAAUAACCAUUAGAAAACUCCAAUGCAAUGAAUCUUUUGUGGGUACUUCACAGAGUGCAGGGCUAGGAAUCUAUAAAACAACAACAGAUUUCUUGGAAAUGAUCAGAGAUUUAGCGAUAAGGCCACUGGAGGAAUUCCAAUCAACAUACAUCUGAUUGAAUGCAAUGUAAAGCAACACAGUGAAUUCUUGAAGAACUGACUUCUGAUGUAAACUUGGAGGGUAACAUUUUCAUGGAUAGAAAUGAAGUAGAAGAAAACUUGGACAGAAGGUAUUUAGAAAGAGAUGGUGCCUUUUCUAUAAAAUGUGACUCACGCUGGAAAGCAGUCAGAGACAAUAUGAAGAAGAUUGGCCACAGUGCCUUUGAUGUGAGUCUGAGGUCUUCAUACUUGUUAAAGAGAAAUCAAAUGUGCCUGAGGUCUCAGUAGACAUUGUACUCAUAAGUACAACAAUUAUGAUAUAUAAAAUGGGAAGGGUCUAGAAAAACUUUAAAUAUUGUAUACAAGGGAAAACCAGUAAUAGUUUGCAAAUACUUAUAAAUUUGGAGAAUAAAUAAAGUAUGGAAAUUGAGAUGUUCAAAUGUUUAUAUUUGGGGGUGAAUACUGAAAUUUAUUUUGAAUUUUUUGAGACACGGUCUCACUGUGUAGCCCUAGCUGUUCUGGAAUUAGCUAUGCAGACCAGGCUGUCCUUGAAUUCACAACAAUCCUCCUGCCUCUGCCUCCCUAGUGCUGAGAUGCAAGGCAUCCAUCAGCAUGCUUGGCUUUGUAGUUACAGAUUUAAACAUGGUUCAAAAGAUAAAGUAGUCUAAAGACAUUGAAACAGACAAGAAUCACAUUAAGAGCAAGAACUACGAAGUGGAUAAAGUCAUGAUUGUGGAAAAUAUUCAUAUUUUGGAGCAACAGGAAGAUCCAAAUCCAGCAAAGACCAGUAGUUGAAAACUAUUAGGAUUUAUAAUGGCUGAGAAACCUACAAAGGAAAAUGUUGUGAGGGGCCUAUUUGGCACAUUACACAUAUAUUUAAUGAAUGGUAGAAAAAAAUACAUGUUCUCAUUUUCCAAGAAUUAGUAAGCAAAAUAGUUUAAGAAAUUUUAUGUUCACUGAUUAUAUCAAGUAGAAAUUUAAUAAGAAUUCACAAGAACACAUGUGAACUUAAGAAAAAUUAGAAUCAUAUGCUAAUAUAGAAUAAUGUAUUCAAGGGAUCAGCUACCAUUGAAUAAAUUUCUUUCACAAACAUGUGUGGAAGGUAGUUUAUACCUGUGAUAUCCAAAUCAUUCCCAGGUCAAAAUACAUAUUACAGAGUAAUGUUAACAUGUUACUGCUAAACCAGUAUUUAAAAUAUUGAGAAGAAACCUUUUUCCUUAUGAAGAGACCUCACUGAAACUAAAUUUCUGUAAAGAGACAGAAGAUCGUACGUUCACUUUUAACGCUAAGGAUCUACUAUUCAAGAAUGAAAAAUUAAAAGAAAAUAUUUAUGUGAUGAAAGAACCCAAAUAUUGCCAGAUUAAGUUAAAUUUCUGUAAGGAGACAGAAGAUAAACUUACAUACACUUGUACCGCUAAAGAUCUACUAUUCAAGAAUUAAAAAAUGAAAAGAAAAUAUUUAUGUUAUGAAAGAACCCAACUAUUGCCCAGGUUAAGUUAAAUCUUUGGAAUCAUUACCCUUUGGAGCCGCAUGAUGUCGCUGUCUAUCAAGUUCUGGCUAGCCAAGAUCCCAAGACGUUCCAGCAGCAGUAUGUCUCCUAAAAGCUGAACAAUGGCAGUUGCAGAUCGACUGGAUUAAAGAAUUCCUAACGCACAACAGUUGAUCUUUAUAUCAAAACCGGAUUUUCUCAAAAGAACAAAACGAAUACUUGACAUGGUGUUUUCUUGGCGAGGAGGUCCGGAUUCCCGGCGGCUGCUGCUCUCGCUCCUGCUGUUCACAAUCUGGGCACCUGGGAGCGGCCAGCUCCACUACUCCGUCCCCGAGGAGGCCAAACACGGCACCUUCGUGGGCCGCAUCGCUCAGGACCUGGGGCUGGAGCUGGCGGAGCUGGUGCCCCGCCUGUUCAGGGUGGCGUCCAAGGACCGCGGGGACCUUCUGGAGGUAAAUCUGCAGAAUGGCAUUUUGUUUGUGAAUUCUCGGAUCGACCGGGAGGCUCUGUGCGGGCGGAGCGCGGAGUGUAGCAUCCAUUUGGAGGUGAUCGUGGACCGGCCGCUGCAGGUUUUUCACGUGGAGGUGGAGGUGAGGGACAUUAAUGACAACCCGCCCGUGUUCCCGGUAAAAGAACAAAAGCUACCUAUUUCAGAAUCCAGAAUGUUAGACUCUCGGUUUCUGCUAGAGGGCGCAUCCGAUGCAGAUAUUGGAGCCAAUUCAAUUGUAACCUAUAGACUUGACUCUAAUGAUUACUUCACGCUAGUUGUGAGUUCAAAGAACGAAGAAAAUAAACAGGUUGAGCUAAUAUUAAGAAAAUCCUUGGACAGAGAGGAUGCUCCUGAGCAUAAGCUGCUGCUGACAGCCACGGAUGGAGGCAAACCUGAGCUCACAGGCUCUGUUCAGCUGCUGGUCACUGUGCUGGAUGUGAACGAUAACGCCCCUACUUUCCAGCAGUCUGAGUAUGAAGUGAGAAUAUUGGAAAACUCAGACAACGGAACGACGGUUGUUAGACUGAAUGCUUCGGACAGGGACGAAGGGACGAAUUCAGCAAUUUCUUAUUCCUUUAAUAGGCUGGUUCCACUCAUGGUUCUUGAGAAGUUUAGCAUAGAUACAGAUACAGGAGAAAUCGUAAUUCAAGGGAACUUGGAUUUUGAGCAAGUCAAUGUCUACAAAAUCCGCGUAGACGCGACAGACAAAGGACAUCCUCCGAUGGCGGGUCAUUGCACUGUUCUGGUGAAGGUGCUGGAUGAAAAUGACAAUGUGCCUGAGAUCACAUUGACUUCCUUAUCGCUGCCUGUUCGGGAGGACGCUGCACUGGGUACUGUCAUUGCUCUGGUUAGCGUUUCGGACCUGGACUCAGGUGUCAACGGGCAGGUGACCUGCUCCCUGACUCCUCAAGUCCCCUUCAAGCUGGUGUCCACCUUCAAGAAUUACUAUUCGCUCGUGCUGGACAGUGCCCUGGACCAAGAGACCAUUGCUAACUACCACGUGGUUGUGACUGCCCGGGACGGGGGCUUGCCCUCGCUGUGGGCCACAGCCACUGUGUCCGUGGAGGUGGCUGACGUCAACGACAACGCGCCCACGUUCGCGCAGCCCGAAUACACGGUGUUCGUGAAGGAGAACAACCCGCCUGGCGCGCACAUCUUCACGGUGUCGGCCAUGGACGCUGACGCGCAGGAGAACGCGCUGGUGUCCUACUCGCUGGUGGAGAGGAGGGUGGGCGAGCGCUUGCUGUCCAGCUAUGUGUCUGUGCACGCGGAGAGCGGCAAGGUGUUCGCGCUGCAGCCUCUGGACCAUGAGGAGCUGGAGCUGCUGCAGUUCCAGGUGAGCGCGCGGGAUGCUGGUGUGCCUGUCCUGGGCAGCAAUGUGACUCUGCAGGUGUUUGUGCUGGAUGAGAACGACAAUGCUCCUGCUUUGCUUUUGGCUGGUACUGAAGGCUUGGGUAAUGUGGCAACCGACACGAUACUUAGGUCUGUGAGCGCGGGUCAGGUGGUCGCAAAAGUGCGGGCGGUGGACUCAGACUCUGGCUACAAUGCGUGGUUGUCCUAUGAGUUGCAACCCUCAGUGGGCCCUCGCAGCCCAUUCCGUGUUGGGCUGUACACGGGUGAAAUCAGUACUACGCGUGCCCUGGAUGAGUUGGAUCCACCCAGACAGCGCCUGUUAGUAUUGGUGAAAGACCAUGGUGAGCCAGCUCUAACUUCCACAGCUACCAUUCUAGUGUCACUGGUUGAGAGUAGCCAGGCGCCAAAGGCCUCUUCUCAGGCUUCAGGACGCGCUUCAGUCUCAGAGGCGUCACUAGUGGAUGUCAACGUGUACCUGAUCAUCGCCAUCUGCGUGGUGUCCAGCCUGUUGGUGCUCACGCUGCUGCUGUACACCGCGCUGCGGUGCUCGGCGACGCCCACGGAGGGCACGUGCGGGCCGGGGAAGCCCGUGCUGGUGUGCUCCAGCGCGGUGGGGACCUGGUCAUACUCUCAGCAGAGGCGGCAGAGGGUGUGCUCUGGAGAGGGUCCGCCCAAGACCGACCUCAUGGCUUUCAGCCCAAGUCUUCCACCGCGUCCAGGUUCAGAGGUCAUUGGGGAAGGGCAAGAUUUAAAUGUUGAUCAUGGCUUUCAAGUAAGUCCAUUUAUAUUUAGAAGCACUUAAUUUGUAGAAACGUUGUAAUUACAUUCAUGGUAUUUCACAUUUGUGUGUUUUUGGCAAAAGUCAACGUUCUUUUAGUUUAAAAUAAUUUUACCUGGUUUAUUAUGGUUGUUGG
Molecule: messenger RNA, 5311 nt
Organism: Peromyscus leucopus (white-footed mouse)
Lineage: Eukaryota; Metazoa; Chordata; Mammalia; Rodentia; Cricetidae
Product: protocadherin alpha-8-like
Exons: 1
Coding region: 2779-5199 (806 amino acids)
Biological process (GO): homophilic cell-cell adhesion
Cellular component (GO): plasma membrane
Molecular function (GO): calcium ion binding
Source: RefSeq, a predicted model, not a curated record